Molecule: messenger RNA, 3301 nt
Organism: Glossina fuscipes
Lineage: Eukaryota; Metazoa; Arthropoda; Insecta; Diptera; Glossinidae
Product: trichohyalin-like
Exons: 4
Coding region: 448-3237 (929 amino acids)
Source: RefSeq, a predicted model, not a curated record
ACUUCAAAGAGGCUGGUCAACCACACAAACACAUGAAUACGAAAGUUGAGAAAGUACAUAAUGGCUAAGCAAACAUCGAUAUGUCAACACUGCUAUAUACGACUUUGAGAAAUAGAAGUGAAGGGACGUUCAGAAGGACCAAACAUGAUCAACUUGAAUCUUCUAUUAAUCAUAAAUAAGUAAAUUCUCUGAAGUGCCUUCAUGAGCGAAUUACUCGUUUACCAUUUUCAACGAUACUUUGUAGUAAUGCGCGUGAUCUACAUGUGCAUCUCACACCUCUUAUCAACAAGGAUCACAGAGCUUGGAUCUCCUAGACAUUUUCUACAAUGUACCAUGAAAAAUCGAAGAUUGGAACAAUCUUUCACAUGGUUUCUCGUGAAGUGAAAAUCAAUUACUUCGACUGAGCAAAAGGAAGAAAGAAAAAAGAGGCAAGAAUUAAGAGGCAUAAUGGCUACUGCGACGUCUUCGAAUGAAGCAAGUAGUGCUAUGCAAAUGCUGACAGAUGAAUAUCAGCGAUUACAAAAUGCUAUACCGCGUCCUCUAAGUGAAAUGCAGCUAUUUGUUCUCCGUCAUAUUCAAGAGCAAUACGAGAACUUGCAAAAUAAAUGCUUGCAAGAAGAACGGGAGCACUUGGCAGAAAGUGAAGCUUGGAAAGAAGAGUGCAAUCGUAUGAGAGAGAUUUUACAAGAUGCUUAUAGACUGUUGCAAGAGAAAGAAAACUUGAACAAAUUACAAAAGAAAUAUGAUGACUUAUUCAGAGAAAAUGAUAUUUUAUUAAAAGAGAAAAGAGAACAAGAAAAUACUUCUAAAGAAGAGAUUGAUUCUCUUCUAACAGAAAACGAAACUCUAAAAGCAGAAAGACGGGAACUGAAAGAGAAUAUUUGCCACUUAAAUACCGAUUUAGACAUCUUGCGUUCUGAUGCAGGAUCAUUAGAGAACCGUGAGUUUAGAUAUCAACGUCAAAUUGAAAAACUUGAUGGCGAUAAUAAAAGCUUAUUAGAAAAAAUAACGCAUUUACAGCAACGAAUGCGAGAUGAGGAUGAAAACAACGAAAAAUUGAAACGAGACAAUGAACAGCUCCAUCAAGCAAGUAACGAAAAGGAUGAAUGGCGAAAAGAAGUAGACAAUUUGAAUGAAAAAUAUUGUUCACUUCGAGCACAUUGCACUGCUGUAGAAGGUGUCAGAAGUAAAUUGCAAGAACAAAUCAAUUCAUUAAAAACUCAAAAUCAAAUUCUUGGUGAUGAAAGGAAUAAUUUAAAAAGUCUAAGCCAUCAACGAAAGAUUGACUGUGAAGAGCAAAUUAAACAAUUACGAGCAAGUUCUUCAGAGCAGAAAGAAAACUUUGAACAACGGUUAAACUCUAUUCAAAAUGAGAAGUUGGUUGCCGAGCAACGACUUCAUAAAUUAAUUGCUGAAAAGGAACAACAAUUGAGUCGAUUGCAAGCUGCUUUGGAUAAGUUAAGUUCAGAAAAUUCGAGUAACAAGGAAAGGCUAUCAACUUUAACCCAGCAAUAUAGCAUUUUAGAAAAUGAAUCUAAAAACAUACGUGAGCAUAAUAACUAUCUGAUGGGUACACUUAAAACCUUGACCGAGGAAAAUGCCAGUUUGCAGUCACAGGAAAGGCACAAUGUUCAGCUAGAAAAUAAAAUUCAAUCGAAAGAUAGGGAAAUUAAAAAUUUAAAAGAAAAUUUUGAAAAAGCUAAGGAUUUAAAACAACAGCAAAUGCAUGAAUUAGAGGAGCGACAUAAACAAUUGCUCAAGUCUCAACUCGACGAAAAUAAAGAGAAAUUUGAUAAACAAUUUUGCCAAUUAAGUGCAGAGUAUUUUUUACUUCGCGCCAAUUGUAAAAAGUUGGAAGAAGAAAAAGACAAACGAGCGGAAGAAGUGUUGUCGUUGAGCAAUGAAAAUGAAGAGUUGAACGGCAAAAACUCAAGUUUAGAAGAAAAGCUUAGACAGGAAGCUUGUUUAAAAGAACAGCAAAGGUCUAUGCUAGAGGAAAGACUUACGCAAUUACAAGCGAAAUACUCCGUAGAAAUAGAUUACUUAAAGAGUCAAAUCAAUUCUCUUCAACAAGAAAAAUUCGCCGGCCAACGUGUAUUUAAUGAAAAGGAGCAGCUAGUGAAGCAAUUGCAAGAUGCUCAUUAUCAGUUAACGCAACAAAUUAACGUUUUAACGGAGCAAUUAAACAGCCUGAGAGAGAACGAUUUAAAGCUUCUACAAGGCGAAAGGGAACAUCAGCUUAAAAAGAUAACAGAUCUAUGUAGCACAAUAUCGGAAAAGGAAAAAGUAAUAACAGCUCUAUGCGCACAUAAUGAAAACAUACAGUUAGAGAAAAGCAACUUGAAAGAACAACUGGAGAAUUCUGCAAAGGAAGUUGAAAUGAUAUCCGGUUCUAAGGCAAAAUUGCAAGAAAUGUAUGAUGCACUAAAUUCAAAACUGCAUAUGUUGCUUGAUAAAGCAGGUCGUUGCACUCGCACAUUGCAAUCUACAUUAAAUCACAAGGAACAAACGCUGGAUAAUCAAUUGAGACAAUUCAAUAGAUUACAUCAAGAAUUCGAAAAUGAUAAAUCAUUUCUUAUGGAAGAGAGUAGAAAAAAAAAUUUGGAGAUUAUCAAGUUGCAAAAGGAAAAAGAAAACUUGGAAGAGAUUAUAAAGGAAAUUAAAGAGAGAGAAAGAAAACUACUAGACAUGCAAAGCAAAAAUUUAGGAGCAAAUAGGAGAUCUGAACGUAUUUGUGGGUAUGAUAUUCGACGCUGGCACUCAUAUAUAAAGCAUGACAAGGGCACAAUGACAACAGAGUGUGCAGAAGUAGAGGUAGAAACCAUUUUGCCGACAAAUCAGAGCCAAAACAACGCUAUUAACGUUAAAUUGAAAAAUUACUUACCAAAGUCCAAAAGCUUUAUUUUACAAAAACCUUCGACAGAAGACCAUACGAAGUGCCAAAGAGAGCUGAGUCGCUGCAAAUUAAAUUUCUCCAAUGCCGAAUUGCAAAGUGAAGAAGAUCUGCUUGACUCGCAUACCGGCAGUGAGGACACAGAAAACUUGGUUCAAAGUUUAGAAGAAAAAGAGAGUUCGGCUCGUGAACUUUAUGAUAUAUCAUUGUCGAUUUUACAGGCGAACCGUAUGCGAUCAUUAAAGAGAAAGUUGAAAUUCACUGAAGCGAAAUACCAAAUAGCCAAAACGUGGAUAGAAUUCAAGCGUGGCGAAAUCCAAAAAUUUGAUCGCGAUGAACUUUAAUUUGAUCUCAAUAUUUUUUUCCAAAUGUCAACAUAUUUUAGCAAAAUAAUGGACCUUAACGAUU